AUGUAUGCCCCCUUUUUCGCGCUGCUGCCGCCCACCAGGCGUCUGCAGAUGACCAGUAGAGUUUUGAUGACAGUUUUGAUGACAGAGUACACUGGGCCUAAUGGUUCACUCGCCAUGAACGCCUCCACAGACGACAGGUCAGGGAGGCAGGGGCCCCGAAAGAAAACGGCGUUUCGUCGUUUUCGGUGUUCAAGACCGAGAUUUUCUGAGUCUGACAAGAGGCGGCGGGGACCUUGGGAAACUGCCAAUUCUCCAUUAUUUGACACUGGUGCGGAGCUUCGCUUUCUCAAACGCAAAAAGCGACAACAAGCUUGUGCCAAUGGCCGCGUUGCAACGUUCUCAACCCGUGGCGCCCGGCGAGGCCCCUCAAAAGCUGACCGAGCUGUGGCGCUGGCCUGGACAUUGCAGUGUCUUGCGCUCAUUCAGGAUGCCAUCAUCCCCAGUACCCCCACGCCCCCUGAGGCGACUCCUAGCCGAAUUGACCCCCAGCUUGUGCAUGAGGCUUCCCACGUCACGAAUAAUGCGCAAUGGAGAAUUGUUUCCCAUCCCGUGACGCUGCGAGUUUCUUCUUCCCCACAACAUACUGGCCCGUCGGUGGUUGCUGCUCAAGAUCUCAUCCCACCACUGAGGACCGAGGUCUGCCUGGCCACCCCUGAUGAUGAGGGGAAGCUCUGCAUCCGGCUUGCUCCAAAAAGGAAUAAUAGCGCGGGGAUCAGCCUCGAGAGCUCGAGAGUCGAGAAACGGGAAAUUGAGGGCUUGACAACAGACAAUGCUUCUCCGUCGGCUCGGACGUGGCUUGAAGUGCGGCGCCUCCAAAAACCGCUUCCCCGUGGGCUUGGGAACUGGGGAGCGUCGGCGCCACCAGAAAACGGGGUCUGGGGAGAGCCAGGUUGCGUCAGGCCCUCUAAUUCCUCUUGGUCUUGUCUCAGUUAUCUGCCUCUCUCUCUACUAUACCAUCUAACGAGCCCCUCUUCUUUCUUACCCUUCCACCACCCAAUAAAUCGUGCUGCUGCGACCAGGAGAGCUUCCCCGCCAUACUUUAUGCUUGCCAACCUCAUCUCCCAGAGUCACUCCAAACUCGUCAACGCCAUGACUUCUUCCGGCAACGAUGUCUUCGUCGGUGCCAUUGACCAGGGCACCACAAGCACGCGCUUCCUCAUCUUCAACACCGAUGGCGAGGUCGUCGCCCUACACCAGAUUGAAUUCAAGCAAAUCUAUCCCCAGCCCGGUUGGCAUGAACAUGAUCCCGAAGAAAUCGUAACAUCUGUCGAGCAGUGCAUCGACGGCGCCGUUGCCGCCUUUGAGGAGCAGGGCCACUCCCGCAGCCAGAUCGCCGCCGUCGGCAUCACCAACCAGCGUGAGACCACCAUUGUCUGGGACAAGACAACUGGAAAGGCUCUUCACAACGCCAUCGUCUGGACCGACACCCGCUCCCAGGAGCUCGUCCGCCGCCUCAAGCACCGCCUCGGCUCCAAGGAGCUGACUAGUCGCUGUGGCCUUCCCUUGUCCACCUACUCCUCUGUCGGCAAGCUCCUCUGGCUGCUCGAAAACAUCCCCCAGGUCAAGGAGGCGUACGAGAGCAGUAACCUUUCGUUCGGCACCGUUGACGCCUGGCUCGCCUACAAGCUCAACGGCGGCCCCGCCAAGGACGUCCACGUCUCGGACCCCUCCAAUGCCUCGCGCACCAUGUUCAUGAACCUCGAGUCUCUCGAGUAUGAUGCUGAGUUGCUGGACUGGUUCCGCCUCGACCGUAACAAGGUCCAACUGCCAAAGAUUGUCCGCUCCUCCGAUCCCGAGGCCUUUGGCACCCUCGCCAACACGGCCCUCAAGGGCACCAAGAUCACUGGCUGCCUCGGCGACCAGUCCGCCGCUCUCGUCGGUCAAAAGGGCUUCACACCCGGCCUGGCCAAGAACACAUAUGGCACCGGGUGCUUCCUCCUGUACAACGUCGGCCCCAAGCCCAUCAUCUCCACCCACGGUCUGCUGUCCACUGUCGCCUUCGACUUUGGCCCGGGCAAGACCAUGUACGCGCUCGAGGGCAGCAUUGCUGUCGCCGGAUCUAGUGUCAAGUUCCUCGUCGAUAACCUCGGCUUCAUCGAGUCCUCCUCCAAGCUGAGUGCUCUCGCGGAGACUGUCGAGGAUAAUGGUGGUUGCACCUUUGUUACCGCCUUUAGCGGCCUCUUUGCGCCAUACUGGAUUGAUGAUGCUCGCGGUACCCUUUUCGGCAUCACCGCUUACACAAAGCGCGGCCACAUUGCCCGCGCCACCCUCGAGGCUACCUGCUUCCAGACCAAAGCUAUUCUCGACGCGAUGGAGAAGGACAGUGGUCAGGCUCUGACCGAGCUUGCCGUCGAUGGUGGCAUGUGCAACUCGGAUCUUAUCAUGCAGACACAAUCCGACUUCAUCGGCAUCCCCGUAAAUCGCCCCGCCAUGCGUGAGACGACUGCCCUUGGCGCUGCCAUUGCCGCCGGCCUGGGCGUUGGCAUCUGGAACAGCCUUGAGGACCUGAAAACCGUCAACACCGAUGGCCGCACAACCUUUAAGCCUAGCAUCACGGCCGAGGAAGCUAGCCGCCGCUUCGCCCGCUGGGAGAAGGCUGUGGAGAUGAGCAAGGGCUGGGCCAACUAA
Messenger RNA from Cordyceps militaris CM01, 2628 nucleotides. RefSeq names its product glycerol kinase. Gene Ontology annotation, biological process: glycerol metabolic process; triglyceride metabolic process; glycerol-3-phosphate biosynthetic process. Gene Ontology annotation, molecular function: glycerol kinase activity. The record is from RefSeq and is a predicted model, not a curated record. Bases 1 to 2628 code for a protein of 875 amino acids. Gene Ontology annotation, cellular component: mitochondrion. NCBI's taxonomy places the organism in Eukaryota, Fungi, Ascomycota, Sordariomycetes, Hypocreales, Cordycipitaceae. The transcript has 8 exons.